GUCAACAAAUAGGAACGAAGCGGCCACCAAACGAUGCUGCAGCUGUAUCGCGAAGUGGCUUUUUCUCCCCAUUCUCCCCGUGUCCGCUUUAGGAAGUGCUGGCUAUUUUCCGAGUGCUUCGGUCUUCUGCGACGCUCUGACCGGAUCCCUUUUACGGAAGAUCUAAGAUUGCGUCGGCGGUCGCCAUGCGCGUUCUCCGCCUUUGAGCAUUGUGGUUUCUUGGUAAGAAUUUGCAGUUUUUGAGUCAGAGUAUUGCUGGUAACUUGGUCUCUCAAGAUGGUUGGAGUUUUCCUGAUAUUUUAUGGAGCUGUUUUGGCCAUGUCAUGUACUUGCACUUUGCAUGUUACCCAGGCAACAAGUACUGAUCCAACAGAAGUCUAUUCAUUAAGGAUUAUUAAGAGAAAUUUGAUCGAUCCUACGGGAAGCCUUAAAAAUUGGGACAAUGGAGAUCCAUGUACAUCAAAUUGGACAGGCGUUAUUUGUACACAAAAAAAUGGAUACCAGCACAUAAAAGCACUGCAAUUGUUAAAUUAUAAUCUUUCUGGAAAUCUGGCACGUGAGCUUGGGCUUUUGUCACAUUUGGAAAUCAUGGAUUUUAUGUGGAAUGUGAUAAGUGGAACUAUCCCAAAGGAGAUAGGCAAUAUUGCCUCCUUGAAGCUUCUACUUCUAAGUGGCAACAAAUUAUUUGGCUCUAUACCUGAUGAGAUUGGCAAUCUUCCUAUAUUAAAUAGGUUACAGAUAGACGAAAAUAAUAUUUCAGGGCCAGUACCCAAAUCAUUCGCUAAUUUGAGAAAAAUAAAACAUUUACACAUGAACAAUAAUUCAUUGAGUGGGCCAAUUCCACGUGAGCUCUUCACACUGCCAAUUGUACAUCUUCUAUUGGACAACAAUAACUUAUCUGGAUUGCUUCCCCCAGAACUUUGGUUGCUGUCAAAGCUAAAAAUCCUUCAGCUUGAUAACAAUAAUUUCAGUGGCAGCAUUCCAGCUUCAUACAGCAAUAUGACGACACUUGUAAAAUUGAGUCUUAGAAACUGCAACUUGCAUGGAACUAUUCCUGAUUUGAGCAGGAUGUCUCAACUUGGCUAUUUGGAUCUUAGUUGGAACAUGUUGAAUGGACCUGUACCAUCUAAUCUUGCAAUUAACAUAACAACCAUCGAUCUAUCACACAACUUCCUUAAUGGAACAAUUCCUUCAACCUUUAAUAGACUUCAGAAGCUCCAAAGAGUGUCCCUUGAGAAUAAUCAGCUGGUUGGUUCUGUUCCACCCUCUAUUUGGCAGAAUAGAACCUUCAAUGCAAAUGACACUUUAAUCUUGGAUUUCCAGAACAAUUCUCUUACUGAUAUACCAGCUUCUUAUCAUCCUUUAAAUGUCACUGUAGUGUUAUAUGGGAACCCUCUAUGUAGCAAUGCAAACCAACUUAAUAUAGUCCCUUUAUGUCAACCAAGGAUUACUGGCCAAGCUUUUGAAGAUCCAACAACAUCUGAAAAUAGUUGUCCACCUUGCCCAGUGGACCAAUUUUAUGAGCACAAUCCAUCGUCUAUUAGGUCAUGCCAAUGCUCACUACCACUUGGAGUUGGAUAUCGGUUGAAAAGUCCAGGAAUAUCAGAUUUUCGUCCAUAUUUGAAAGAUUUUGAGACCCGUUUGACCACACUUCUGAAGCUGUUUCCUUACCAAUUAUACAUUGACUCUCACACAUGGGAGAGUGGGCCAAGGCUGCAUAUGCACUUAAAAAUUUUCCCUAGUAAUUCUAGUCUUUUUAAUAACAGUGAAGUUUUUCGUAUUGCGGACACCCUAGCUUCAUGGAAGAUUCAACUUUCAGAUGUUUAUGGACCAUAUGAGCUUCUUAAUUUCUCGCGGGGACCUCGUGAAAGUGAUUCUUCAAAGGCAAGGUUAAGUAAAGGUGCUUUGGCAGGCAUGUUGUUGGGUGUUAUUGCUGGUGCUGCUUCUCUAUCUGUGAUGUUAACAGUGAUCAUCAUGAGAAAGCAUCAUGGAUAUUAUUUCAUUUCAAGGAAAAGAUCUUCAGUGAGAACUCAACUUAAACUAAAUGGUGUAAAAUGCUUCACUUUUGAAGAAAUGGUCCUUGCUACAAAAAAAUUCUGCAAAUCAACUCAAGUAGGUCAAGGAGGGUAUGGAAAGGUAUAUAAAGGAACACUAGAUGAUGGAAGGUCUGUAGCCAUAAAGAGAGCGCUAGAAGGAUCGUUACAAGGUUCAAAGGAGUUCUUGACAGAGAUAGAGUUUUUGUCAAGGUUACAUCACCGUAACUUAGUUUCUUUAGUUGGAUAUUGCGACGAACAAAAUGAACAGAUGCUGGUCUAUGAGUUCAUGUGUAAUGGUACUCUGCGUGACCACCUUUCUGAGAAACAAAAAGAAUCUUUAAGUUUCCCAAAGCGGUUGCAUAUUGCUCUUGGUUCAGCUAGGGGCAUCUUGUAUCUGCAUAAUGAAGCAGAUCCUCCAAUAUUUCAUCGUGAUAUUAAAGCAAGCAAUAUACUAUUGGACUCUAAAUUUAUUGCUAAAGUAGCUGAUUUUGGUCUCUCAAGACUGGCCCCUCUACCAGACAAGGAUGGAAGCAUACCUGGCUAUGUAUCAACUGUUGUAAGGGGCACUCCGGGUUACCUUGAUCCAGAGUAUAUUCUAACACAUAAGCUGACAGACAAAAGCGAUGUGUACAGCCUUGGGGUUGUAUUCCUAGAACUUCUAACCGGAAUGCGGCCAAUUUCACAUGGCAAAAACAUUGUAAGAGAGGUUAGGAAUGCUUGUCAAUCAGGGUUGAUGUUCACUCUCGUCGACAACCGCAUGGGAUUUUAUCCUUCAGAAUGCAUGGAAAAAUUUGGUUCUUUAGCAAUUCGAUGUUGUUCUGACGAGACUGAUGCUAGACCAUCAAUGUCAGAGGUGGUUGCUGAGCUAGAGCGCGUACUGCAAAUGUUGGCGGAGGAUGAUAGUUCACAGGAAGCUCUGGCAACAGAUAGUAAGACAGUCUCAGGCUCAUCUUUGUCAUCAGAAAGUUCAGGCGCAGAACCUCCUGUCUGCAGCGAAACCCAUAGCGUUACAGGUAGUUCACAAGAAGCUCUGGCAACAGAUAGUAAGAUAGUCUCAGGCUCAUCUUUGUCAUCAGAAAGUUCAGGCGCCCAUAGUGUUACAGGUCGUUGACAUCACCACAGGCUAAUAUAUCCAUACAUGUUUAUUUUGGUAUCUUCUUCAGAAAAUUUUUUUCCUUUCUUCAAAGUGAAAACUACAGAUGCAGGUACGAACGGAAGCAGUGUGCGAUUUUGAUGAUUAUGUAUACGAGAUUCAACAAAAUCAUCAAAUCCACUACAGAGGGCAAGUUGAUUAGAAUAAUUAUUAAACUAAUGUUAUUCACACUCUUCCACUAUGUGUACUUUUGUAAAUAUGAGCAUGUUUCAAUUCGAGCUGACCUCUAUAAUAGAUUCGUUUUGGUUAA
This is a messenger RNA of Zingiber officinale, 3439 nucleotides long. RefSeq names its product probable LRR receptor-like serine/threonine-protein kinase At1g06840. NCBI's taxonomy places the organism in Eukaryota, Viridiplantae, Streptophyta, Magnoliopsida, Zingiberales, Zingiberaceae. Gene Ontology annotation, molecular function: protein kinase activity; ATP binding; protein binding. The transcript is spliced from 21 exons. The coding region runs from base 277 to 3147 and encodes 956 amino acids. Gene Ontology annotation, biological process: protein phosphorylation. The record is from RefSeq and is a predicted model, not a curated record.